UCAAAAAGAACCCAAAAAAAAAAAACAAAAAAAAAAAAAAACAGAGAGCCGUUCGGUUCUCCCUCUAAUUUCUCCCUUUCCAAAUCCAUUUUUUAGAUUCCUUUUAAUCCAAAUUUAGGUUCUUUUUCCUCUGUAAUCUCACAAAAUUUCCAUUUUUUUUGCUAUGAAUUACCCAAAAUCAAUAAUUAAGUUUUUUAAUGCAUCAAAACUGAUCUACAGAUUCACUUACAUUGCUAAUUGAUCUGUAUUUUAGUUGAAAAUCUGAUAAUUAUUAGGGUUUCGGAUGAUGAUUUAAGGGAAUUUUGAAUUUUUUUUGUGUGGAUUCGAAUGGCAUCGGCUCAGGUUUUGCGAAAGCAAGAGCUUUUGCAAGCUGGGAAAAAAAAGCUAGAAGAGUUCCGCAAAAAGAAAGCAGAGAAGGCAAAAAAGUCAACUUCCAAUAAUCAACCUCAUGGUUCGGGUGGAGGCUUUGAUAACCAACCUUCAGACAGUGAACACACAAGAAUCACUGACUCUCGUGGAGCUGGUACAUCUGAUGCCCUUGAUGGAGCUGUUUCAGAGUUAUCUCGAGUAGACGUUACACAUGAUUUCAAGAAUCCUGAUCUUGCACAGAAGAGUGGUUUCGCUUCUUCCUAUGAAGCUAAUGCUAGUCCUACUCAUAGUUUACACAACAAUGAUAAUGAUGCUAGCGCUACUUCUACUAUUAGUGGAAACAAUCAUGGUUUUACUUCUUCCAUCUCCACGCCAUCUCAUUUUAGAGAUAAAGUGCUUAAGGGUGAUGAGAAACCUAAAUCAUCUGAACAAUUCAGUGAUAGUUAUAAUCCCCCUGAGAAGACGGAGAAUGAUGGAGCCUUGGGAAGUAUUGGAUUUGGAUUUAAUACUAGUCAUUCUACACCUAAUUUUCUGUCAUCAUUCCCCAGUUACAGUAAAUUUUCCGGUUUGUUUAGUCAUGAUGGUGUAGCUAAAAGUGAAAUAGAGGGAAAAAAAACAAAAGAUCUUUCUGUAAUGAACUCUAGUACUUCUCAUGCUUUUCCUGCUAAUGUUUCACCUGAAAACUCCCGUGGUCCUCAUCUGCAAGAAAAACCAGGUUUUAUGGAUCGUUGGGCUAGUGGGUUUACCUCCUCAUCAUAUGAAGAUCAUAUGCGCCCCACAACCAGCAGUACAAAGUUUUCUUUGGAAGAUGGGCAAAGAGAUGGUACUGUUGAAGCUAAUAGUUCUAUAAUUUCUGAUAUUGGGUAUGGCCAGUUCAACAACUCUGGUUUUUACAUGAAUAAUAAUUCGUCUUCUUGGGCAUCUGAUUCUAAACAUGAGGACAUCAGUUCUGAAGCAAGAAGUUCUUCUAGUAAUUCAAAAUUGUCUACAGCCACUGUUGGGAGGAAAUCUCGUCCGUCUUUCCUUGAUUCCAUCAACAUUUCAAAAGUUCCUGUGGUAUCCCCUUCUCCAACUGAAUCAGUUUCUGCAGACAGAUUUGAUCCAAAGGGUCAUCCCACGGACACUUUGGAAUCGUCCAACUCCAGGAACAUGAUGACUUCUUCAACCUUUUCUGCAAGUGGGUCUGAUCAGUUGAAUCAUCAUGCUGAGAAAGACACGGGGAACAUGGACAACCGUUAUCAGUCUUUUGCACAAAAACAGAAUGAAGAUUUUGCUGCUUUAGAACAGCAUAUUGAAGAUUUAACACAAGAGAAGUUUUCUUCACAACGUGCUCUUGAGGCUUCACGAGUUCUAGCAGAGUCUCUAGCUGCUGAAAAUUCAGCCCUGACAGAGAGUUAUAAUCAACAGGGCAGUUUUGUUACCCAAUUAAAGACCGACAUAGAAGAACUGCAGGAGGAAAUUAAAGCACAACUGGUCGAACUUGAAGCUGUGAAAAUGGAAUAUGCAAGUGUACAAUUUGAAUGUAAUGCUGCAGAUGAACGUGCUAAGCUAUUGGCUUCUGAAGUGAUUGGUUUGGAAGAGAAGGCACUUCGUCUGAGAUCUAAUGAGCUUAAACUGGAGAGGGAAUUAGAGAAAUCACAAGCUGAAAUAUCUUCUUUCAAAAAGAAAAUGGCUAGCCUUGGAAAGGAACGCCAGGAUCUGCUGUCAACAAUUGAUGCUCUAAAAGAAGAAAAGAAGCUCUUGCAGGAGAAACUACGAAAAACUUCUGAUAGUGGCAAGUCACUUGAUGUUAGCAGGAGUAUGCCUAGUAAAAAGGAUGUAUCAACUUCAACAGAGGAUCUCCGUGAAGAAAAAAUCGUAAAUACUACCUUGGAUGGCCCUAACUUGGGAGCUCGCAGUUCUGAGGGCCCCACCUUUUCAUAUCUAUCUGAGAAUGACCAGCUCAGUCUUGAAAGUUUAUCGACGACUGUUCCUCCAGAUCAGAUAAGGAUGAUUCAAAGCAUCAAUACAUUGAUUUCUGAGUUAACCUUGGAGAAAGAAGAGUUGAUGAAAGCCUUGUCACUGGAAUCAUCUCAGUGCUCUGAAUUGCAGGAGUUAAACAAGGACUUAACCCGAAAGCUUGAAGCUCAAACACAAAGAUCGGAGCUUUUGACUGCUCAAAGCAUGGCAACUGGUAAUAACCAAACAAGGCUACCAGAUGCUUUAUCUGUGCAGGACAGCACCACAUAUGCUGAUGAAGGUGAUGAGGUGGUGGAACGGGUCUUGGGAUGGAUAAUAAAGCUAUUCCCUGGAGGACCAUCAAAGCGGAGAACCAGCAAUCUUAUUUAGUUCAACGAGUUUUGUACAUCAUAUAAGCUCUUUUUGCUCCUCCGCGCCUUGUAUUUUUGGUAGCCAGAUGGAGAUGGUUUUCGUGUUCUAUUAAGUGAUUCAUAGUCCUAAUUCAUUUCCCAGAAGAAGCAAAUUGCUUCAAAGAGGUAUUUAGAAGAAAUGAUUGAUUACUUCACAGAUUUGACAACAAGAUGAAGUUUGGUUUAGUAUUAUAAUUAUUUAGAAGAUGUAGUUUUACUUGUGAAUUAAUAGUGGGAGAAAAGAGGAAAAGGAUCAAAUGUAUCAUUUACCUAUCGAAAAUAUUGUCUUUUUAAUUACUCUUGUUGUAGUCUUAGUACUAAUGUAUUUGUUAAUUUUGUUUUUAGGCCUAA
Molecule: messenger RNA, 3068 nt
Organism: Solanum lycopersicum (tomato)
Lineage: Eukaryota; Viridiplantae; Streptophyta; Magnoliopsida; Solanales; Solanaceae
Product: protein BLISTER-like
Biological process (GO): regulation of growth
Source: RefSeq, a predicted model, not a curated record